AUGGGUUAAUCAGAGUCUCUUAGCUAGUACUAAUAUGCUGUUCCUAUUGGAUAGGCUAAAUAGGGAGAAAGUAGAAUUUAUAGAAAUAAAGGUUUUACAAAUGAGCUGAUAAGUUCACCUUAACCUGAAAUUAAAAAUAUGUAGGAUUUAAUUGAGUAUGGCUAUAAGAAAUAUAAAAAAAAUCCUCUCAUAGGAAAGUAAGCUGGGAAGCUCAAAAAAUAUUAAUAUAGAACUUAUGAAGAAGAAUAUUUAGAUGCAAGAAAAAUAGGAUCUUAUAUCUACAAUUAAGAGAUUUAUUACUUAGCUUAGGAGUAUAAAAAUUAUUCUAUCAAGUUUGUUGGAAUUUUCAUGAUGAAUUGUGUUGAGUGGAAUACAAUAGAUAUGGCAUGUAGUUUGUAUGGAAUAGUAAUGGUACCGUUUUAUGAUAAUCUAGAAGGCGAAUAAAUUACUUAUAUCUUGAAAUAAACAAAUUUGACUUCUGUUUUUUGUACAGAAAAGUAAGCCUAAGCAUUGUUAAUUACAGAAGAUUUAGGAAAUUUAAAAAAUAUAAUUAUGGUAGGUUAAUUAUCAACUGACGACAGAUAAAAAUUAAGGAGCAGAGGAAUUACAAUUAUGGAAUACUCUGACAUUUUGCUAGAAGGAGAGAAAAAUUAAAGAGAUUUACCUAAAGACAUUAAACCCACAGAUAUAUUUACUUUUAGUUACACUUCAGGUAGUACAGGUAUUCCAAAAGGAGUAAUGAUGACUCACGUUAGCUUUCUUUCUCCUAUUGCAGCUAUUUAGCAUAUGGGUAUGAAAUCCUCUGACAGAAUGCUUUGUUAUAUGCCAUUACCUCAUGGGACAUCUAGAUUUUGCAACAUGUUAGCAUGGUAUCACGGAAGUAAGAUUGGAUUAUCAUGUGGUGAUAUGACCAAACUUACUGAUGAUCUCAAAAAAUUAAAACCUACAAUAUUUGUCACAGUUCCUACUCUAUUUAAUAAAAUGUAUGAAAUAAUUAAUGAAUAGUUUUCUAAGUUAAUUGGUUGCAAAGGAUCAUUAAUAAAACAUGCUAUUGCUACAAAAUUAGAUAAUUUAAAAAAUAAAAAUUAAUUAACUCAUAUUGUUUAUGACACUUUAAUAUUUAACAAAAUUAAAAAUAUCUUUGGCGGAUCUGUGAGGGUUUGUUUUAGUGCUUCUUCGCCAAUAUCUAAGGAAGUUUUGGAUUUUUUCAAGAUUUCCUUAGGGAUAAAUGUGUAGGAGGCAUUUGGCUUAACAGAAGCUGGAGGUGUGCAAUUUUAGACAAGUAAUAAAGAUUUUAAUGCUUCUGGAAUGGUUGGAGGACCAUGCUGCAAUGUUGAAGUGAAGCUCAUUGACAUUCCAUAAUAUGGAUUUUUAUCUUCAGAUACGUCUGAUGAUGGUAAACCUCUCCCAAGAGGAGAAAUAUGUACAAGGGGACCUGGUUUGUUUGCUGGAUAUUAUAAAGAUGAAGUAAAGACUAACGAAAUAUAUGACUAGGAUGGCUGGUUACACUCUGGAGAUAUUGGUGUUAUCUAUCCGAAUGGUUCUAUUAGAGUGAUAGGGAGAAUAGCUAAUGUAUUUCAGCUUAAAAAUGGCUCAGUAAUAUCGCCUGAAAGAAUUGAGAAUACAUAUAUUAGAGUUAAGGGUGUUUCAGAAGUAUUUAUUACUUCAAAUGGAGCAGAAGAAUAUGUUGUUGCAGUAGUGGUACCUUAGAAAGAUUUUGUGUUAAAUCUUUUAAAAGAAUUUUAAGAUAAAAAAUAAAUAGAAGUAUAAAAUAAUAUAAACAAAACUUAAGCUAGCAAAACAACAAUUAAUACUAACACAAAAAUUUAAGACGAAUGUGCCACUUUAAAUUAUGAAGAUUCUUGUAAGCAUGGAAGAGUCAUAGAAUACUUUAAAUAUAAAUUUGAUGAAUAAGCGAAGCUAAAUGGUUUGCAAGCAAAAGAAUAUGUUAAAAAAAUUAUCAUUGAAUCCUAGCCAUUCUCUACAUUAGGAUUAUAUACUUAAAGUCUUAAACUAUAGAGAUUCUUUGCAAGAAAGCACUUUAUGAGUCAAUUAGAAAAUAUCUGA
Molecule: messenger RNA, 2067 nt
Organism: Tetrahymena thermophila SB210
Lineage: Eukaryota; Ciliophora; Oligohymenophorea; Hymenostomatida; Tetrahymenidae
Product: AMP-binding enzyme family protein
Exons: 1
Cellular component (GO): membrane; endoplasmic reticulum
Molecular function (GO): long-chain fatty acid-CoA ligase activity
Source: RefSeq, a predicted model, not a curated record